UAAAACCUUUUUUCUAUCAAAAACCAAACCAACACGCAUCAAACACACGCACUCUCAUAAUUGGACAAUCACAACAUGCGGUGUAUUACACGCGCCAUGAGAAAGAAACUCUUUUCCAGUAGUGGUGGUAGCAGUGAAGUUAAUAUUUGAUUAAGGAAAAACACAAACCAUGGUUAAGGAAGUUGGGUUCAUUUACUGUGUCUGGUUAAUGUAAUAUAAUGUCAUCCUACAUCAGUGAGAGUGAGACAGUGAGUGAAUGAAUUGAAGUUCUUUUCUUUGUAUAAAGACAUCCUAUUUGUCGUUUGUUGGUUGGUUUUGUUAUGUAAAAAUUAUCAUUAUGAUGAAUCAUGUAUACAACUAAAAAUCUGUUUUUCUAGACAAAAAGUAAAAGUUAUAUUAUUCUCACUUCAUAUACACCAUUGUAAGUGAGUGAGUGUGUGAUUUUGACGGAGAACAAGAAUCUUUGGUUUAUGUCUCUUCUCCAACUAACAUUCAUUCAAGGUUAACAAUCCUUUUCAUUCCUCUUCUAAUACUCUUCUUCCUCUUCUGUUUCUUCAUUCAAUUAAUCUCUGGAUUGUGACUGUGAGUGAGUGAGUGAGAAAAAUGGCUUCAAGGUCAUAUUCCAAUUUGUUAGAUCUUACUUCAUGUGGUUCGCCGUCGUCUUUCAGUCGGGAGAAGAGAAGGCUUCCCAGAGUUGCAACUGUGGCUGGAGUGUUGUCUGAAUUAGAUGAUGAAACAAACAACAGUGUUGGCUCUGAUGCUCCUUCGUCUGUUUCUCAAGAAAGGAUGAUUAUUGUUGGUAACCAGCUUCCGGUGAAGGCGCAGAGGAAAGAGGAGAAUGGUAAGUGGGAGUUUGCUUGGGAUGAGGAUUCACUUCUUUUACAGCUGAAAGAUGGUCUUGGUGAUGAUGUGGAAACGAUUUAUAUCGGUUGUCUUAAAGAAGAAAUUGAUCCGAUUGAGCAAGAUGAUGUUGCUCAGUACUUGCUUGACAAUUUCAAGUGUGUACCGACUUUUCUCCCUCCUGAGCUUUUUACUAAAUUCUAUCAUGGUUUUUGUAAACAACAUCUUUGGCCUUUGUUUCAUUACAUGCUUCCGCUUUCGCCUGAUCUUGGUGGUCGAUUCGAUCGAUCCCUUUGGCAGGCUUAUGUUUCUGUCAACAAGAUUUUUGCUGAUAAAGUGAUGGAAGUUAUUAACCCUGAUGAGGACUUUGUUUGGGUUCAUGACUACCACUUGAUGGUUCUUCCAACAUUUUUGAGAAAGAGAUUUAAUCGGGCGAGGCUAGGAUUCUUCCUCCAUAGUCCUUUUCCGUCUUCCGAGAUAUACCGAACGCUUCCGGUUAGGGAUGAACUUCUUAGAGCCCUUCUGAAUUCUGACCUUAUAGGGUUUCAUACUUUUGACUAUGCUAGACAUUUCCUCUCCUGCUGCAGUAGAAUGCUAGGGAUUGCUUAUCAAUCCAAGCGAGGAUAUAUCGGUCUCGAGUAUUAUGGAAGAACUGUUAGCAUUAAGAUUCUUCCGGUUGGUAUUCAUAUAGGUCAGCUUGAAUCGGUCAUGAAUCUUUCAGAGACAGAAAGCAAGGUUGCCGAAUUAAGAAACCGGUUCAAAGGUCAAACUGUUAUGCUUGGGGUGGAUGACAUGGAUAUCUUCAAGGGAAUAAGCUUAAAACUUUUGGCCAUGGAACAACUGCUUUUACAACAUGCUGAUAAGAGGGGAAAAGUUGUUCUGGUUCAAAUCGCAAACCCUGCUAGAGGCCGCGGAAAGGAUGUGCAAGAAGUGCAGUGUGAAACUUAUGCAACAGUGAAAAGGAUAAACGACACAUUCGGAAGGCCUGGAUACACGCCCGUAAUCUUGAUCGAUACAACACUCCAGAGUUACGAGCGGAUUGCUUAUUAUGCAAUUGCGGAAUGCUGUCUUGUUACAGCUGUAAGAGAUGGGAUGAACCUUAUACCCUAUGAGUAUAUCAUUUGUAGACAAGGAAAUGAGAAAAUAGACGAGAUCUUAGGAAUAAGCUCGACUAUCCAUAAGAAGAGUAUGUUGGUGGUGUCUGAGUUCAUCGGUUGCUCUCCGUCGUUAAGUGGUGCGAUUCGGGUGAAUCCAUGGAAUAUUGAUGCUGUUGCUGAAGCUAUGGAUUCUGCAUUAAUGGUCCCGGAGUCUGAAAAACAAAUGAGGCACGAGAAGCAUUAUAGGUACGUUAGUACACACGACGUUGCAUAUUGGGCCCGUAGCUUCUUGCAGGACCUGGAAAGAGCUUGUAGGGAUCAUCUGAGAAGGAGAUGCUGGGGAAUUGGCUUUGGUUUAGGAUUUCGAGUAAUUGCUUUGGAUCCAAACUUUAGGAAACUAUCUGUGGAACAUAUUGCUUCAGCUUAUAAGAGGACAAAGCACCGAGCGAUUCUUUUGGAUUACGAUAGUACUAUGGUGCAGCCUGGAUCAAUUAGUACAACACCUAAUGCUGAAUCUGUUGCCAUCUUGAACAGCUUGUGCAGUGACACCAAGAAUUGUGUUUUCCUUGUAAGUGGAAAGGAGAGAAAGACUCUUACCGAAUGGUUUUCUUCUUGCGAGAAGCUCGGACUUGCUGCAGAGCACGGCUAUUUCGUUAGGACAAGUCAUACUGAAGAAUGGGAAGCUUGUGUUUCUGUGCCUGAUUUCGACUGGAAACAGAUUGCUGAGCCAGUUAUGCAGUUAUAUACAGAAACUACUGAUGGUUCUAACAUAGAGUCCAAAGAGAGUGCUCUUGUUUGGAAUUACGAAUUUGCAGACCGAGAUUUCGGUUCAUGCCAAGCUAAGGAGCUUCUCGAUCAUCUAGAAAGUGUUCUCGCCAAUGAGCCUGUUUCAGUUAAAAGUGGCCCAAACAUUGUGGAAGUUAAACCUCAGGGUGUGAGUAAGGGCAUUGUAGCGGAACGUCUUCUGAUAACAAUGCAACAAAAGGGAGUGAUUCCGGAUUUCGUUCUCUGCAUUGGCGACGACAGAUCGGACGAAGACAUGUUUGGAGUAAUAACAAGUGCAAGGGCAUCGCUAUCGCCUAUUGCUGACGUGUUUCCUUGUACUGUUGGUCAGAAACCAAGCAAGGCAAAGUAUUACUUGGAAGACACAAGUGAGAUUUUAAGGAUGUUGCAGGGACUUGCCAAUGCUUCUGAGCAAAGUGCUGCUAGAAGUUCUUCACAGUUUCCUCAUCAUUAAGCUUUUUCUAAUAUAUGUAGGAAACAUAUACUAAUAUCAUUGGCUAAAUUGUAGUAUGUGUGAAUACUUGGUUGGUUUUUUGUGCUGUAUUUUUAGAUCUGUUUUUAUUUAUAAUCCCAACAUUGUUGCUACUAUAGAUUGUAUCUAUGUUGUUGAUGGUUAAUUUAGACAAUAGAAAUAAUUUUUAAAUGA
Molecule: messenger RNA, 3366 nt
Organism: Lathyrus oleraceus (garden pea)
Lineage: Eukaryota; Viridiplantae; Streptophyta; Magnoliopsida; Fabales; Fabaceae
Product: alpha,alpha-trehalose-phosphate synthase [UDP-forming] 5
Exons: 4
Coding region: 604-3174 (856 amino acids)
Biological process (GO): trehalose biosynthetic process
Cellular component (GO): cytosol
Molecular function (GO): trehalose-phosphatase activity
Source: RefSeq, a predicted model, not a curated record